ACAUUUCAAGUUUGCAAAGUGAUAUAACAGUAGUGGUGGAUGAAGUAAAGUUCCAUCUUCACAAGUUUCCUCUUAUUUCAAGAUGUGGGAAGAUAGCAACUAUCUUUGAAGAUUGUGAAAGUUCCACUGAUAUGACAUUGACAGUACCUCUUGAAGAGUUUCCAGGUGGUGCCGAAACGUUUUCCAUUGUGGUCAAAUUCUGCUAUGGUGGGAGGGUAGAUUUCACACCCAAGAACAUAGUAAUUUUGUACUGUGCUGCAGGUUAUCUUUCGAUGACUGAUGAUUAUGGUGAAGACAAUUUAUUGUCCAAGUCAGAAAGUUAUUUCCAUAAGCAUAUCUUAAAAGACUGGAAGGAUUGCAUUUUGGCUCUCCAGAGCUGUGAACUAGUUAUUCCAAGAGCAGACAAACUUCAAAUUAUAAGUAGAUGUAUCAAUGCAUUGUCUGUAAUGAUCUGUACGGAUCCCUCAUUGUUUGGAUGGCCUAUGAUGAUGUAUGGUAGCCUACAAAGUCCUGGUGGGAGCAUUCUGUGGAACGGGAUAAAUACCGGUGCAAAGAUCCAUAGUAAUGAAUCCAACUGGUGGUUUGAGGAUGUAUCAUAUCUCUGUGUCGAGUUGUUUGAGAGGCUGAUUCAGACAAUGGAAGCCAAAGGAAUAAGUCUGGAGAAUUUAGCACGCUCCAUAAUGUAUUAUUGUAAAAAGUAUCUUCCAGGGUUGGGCCGAUGGCAGGGAGGACAGAGUGGUCUGUCGAGGACAGUAGCUAGUUUCAGCAUGACACCUGCUAAUGUCAAUCAAGAUGCUCUUUUGCGAAGUGUUAUCAAACUGCUGCCCGAGAAGAAGGGAAAAUCUUUUUGCCGUUUUCUGCUGGGACUUUUACGUGUUGCGUUGAUCUUGGGGGUUAACAAUACAUGCCAGGAUUCUCUGGAAAGGAGAAUAGGCAUACAGCUCGAUUUGGCAACCCUGGAUGGUCUACUGAUACCUAACUAUUCUGAUUCUGAUACUUUAUACAACACCGAUUGUGUUGAAAGGAUGAUUCGCCAUUUUGUAUCCUCUGAGCCGAGUGCAGCUUCAAUAUCUCCAUUAUCAGCCGACCUUGACACAUCACCAUCAUCUGGGCGUUUCAAGAGAGUUGCGAAAUUGAUAGAUAAUUAUGUGGCAGAGGUUGCUUCCGAUGUAAACUUGAAACCUGGAAAAUUACGUGCACUCGCAGAAGCAUUGCCAGAAUCUUUGAGAUCUUUGCACGAUGGGCUAUACCGAGCACUGGAUAUAUACAUUAAGGCACAUCCCUGGCUUUCGGAUAAAGAGCGGGAGCAGCUCUGCAACAUUAUUGAUUUUCAGAAACUCUCGAUCGAUGCUUGCGCACACGCAUCUCAAAACGAGAGGCUUCCACUCAGAAUCGUACUACAAGUCUUGUUCUUCGAGCAGAUGCAACUGCGGACGGCCUUAGCUGGCUGCCUAAAUGUUCUCGAUGCUGAAAGUGCCCCCACAGCUUCUCUGGCCAUUCCUAACGAAGCUGCUGGGCAAAGGGCCCAUCGAGAUGGAUGGGUAACAGUCGUUCGUGAGAACCAGGUGCUGAAAGUAGAUAUGGAACGGAUGAGGUCUAGAGUUGGUGAACUAGAAGAAGAGUUCAGUAAAAUCAAGGAAGAGAUGAAAAAGGCAACCAAGUCAAACAGUUACAUUAGCUCUCCACGCCUUGUUCCUAGAGGGACUGGAUGCAAACUACUUCCUCAGGCUUCAGAUGCCCAACAAGAUGUCGUUGGGAGUGGGACACCAACUCCAAGAGCAUCAGUCGAGCAGGCACGACCAUCCAUCAAGAACCCUAGACAUAGAAAAAGCUUCUCCCAGUUUUGAGUAUUUAGACGUCUGUAUAUCUUGAUUCGUGCUCUGAAAAAGCUGGGCAAGACUGCUUUACUUGCAGCGAACGGGCAGCCAUGGGAGUAGGGGCUUGUCAAUCACAAGGUGGUAAGCUCGGUUUCUUUCUCUUGCAGUGCGUGAAGCAAAUGCUGAGAAGACAGUGUUUGUCCAUAGUUUGGAGAAGGUAAAAAAGCUUCUUUAGACAUAGCAAGACAUAGCUUUAGAUGGAGAACUGGGCUGGGGAAAAAAUUCUAGCAGAUGAGUUUUACCUUAAUUUUUUUUAUGUAACAAUGCAGUCAAUGAUAUCCAGUUUUAAACUACCUACUAGAGUUUUUUCCCCGGUUUUCACAGCAUUCACAAAAGCUGAAUGUAUAGUUUGAAUCUUAUGUAUGUGAUACAGUUACAGGUUGAAUCUAUAGUUUGAAAGCAUAGAUUUUUCAA
Molecule: messenger RNA, 2291 nt
Organism: Salvia splendens (bonfire salvia)
Lineage: Eukaryota; Viridiplantae; Streptophyta; Magnoliopsida; Lamiales; Lamiaceae
Product: BTB/POZ domain-containing protein At3g44820
Exons: 3
Coding region: 132-1847 (571 amino acids)
Source: RefSeq, a predicted model, not a curated record